UAUAAUCAGUUUUCGUUUAAAGAAUGUCAGUGAAAGAGAUUUGUUCUGUUUACUUACAUCAGCAGAAAGCAGAGCCGUUAGGAAUUCUGCAGGUUUACUUCACUGAAUACAAAAACUUCUGUUAUACUGUGAGCCUGUUAAAGCUCCAGAUGCAGUAUUGCUAACCCUAUUCAUUCAAAAAUUGUGAGUCAGGCCCCCACCAAAAAAAUCAUAAGCUUAUCUUUAAAAAAAUGAAAUUUUAAAAAAUAAUGUUUUGAUUAUUUUGAUUUGCACUGUGCUUCAGCUUUUAUGGGUCAUGUUUUGAAGCUUUUCUUUGUAGCUGUGAGGGCUAGAAACACUUUCAUUUUUCACAUAAUCAAUUGAUUUGAGUAGUUGGGGCUUUAAGAAAAAUACCAAAUAUUGCAAGGCUUGUGAUAAAAUCCUGAGGGUUGGCGACACAGCAGAUGAUACUAGUUCAAAAUUAAAAUAGCCAUAUCCUUGACAAGUUUACCUUUAACACGCUGGGGUGGACAACUGAAAGAUUAUGUUUAGCGUUAAAGCAUUCUCUUUGGUAGAAGCUAUUCGGUUGGCCACUAGCUGCUCAAGGUUGGCUGGUAGACUUAUUCAUCCAGCCGUUUGUCACGUGCAUCACUGGACAAAAAGGAGUAUGGAUUCCAGGUGGAGCUACAGGACUGGCCCAAACAGCACUGGCAGAGCUGGAAUAAGUGCUCCCCAAACCAAGGUUAUGGCAAAGCAAGAGCGGCCUGGUCUUUUGAUCCUCGAAAUAGGAGGUGUAUGUGGUGUGCUGGAAGGCCAUGUGGAACUCUUGAAGAAACAAUUUCACCUCAUCACUAUGAAGGAAUUUCUUAAAAACAAAGAAAGUUUGAGUGAAAAGAUCAAAUCUGUUUUCAUAUAUGAGUGCAGACCAGUCAUUGACCAGGAGCUCCUCCAGAGCCUACCUCACUUAAAGGUGAUUGCAAACUCUGGGGUAGGAGUGGAUCACCUGGACUUGAAAUUGGUUUCUAGCUUUGGAGUUAAAGUGACCAAUACUCCACAUGCUGUUUCUGACUCCACAGCAGACAUUGGGAUGGCCUUGAUGCUGGCAUCUGCCAGAAGGCUAGUGGAAGGUUGUCAGAUUGCAGUUUCUCCACAGACUGAGCGUUUUGCUGCCGACUGGCUGGCAGAUGAAGUCACUGGGGCUACUCUCGGUAUCAUCGGCAUGGGCAGCAUUGGGUAUAAGGUGGCCAAGAGGGCCAAAGCUUUUGAAAUGAAAAUUCUGUACCACAACAGGAACCAGAGAAAAGAAGAGGAGGAACAGGCUGUUGGUGCCCACUACUGUGAAAAGAUGGAAGACUUGCUCCAGCAAUCUGACUUUGUGAUGCUGGUUGUGAACCUGACACCUCAGACACACAGAUUGAUUGGGAAAAGGGAGUUAGAGCUGAUGAAACCCACUGCUACUCUUAUUAACAUCUGCAGAGGCGCAGUAGUUGAUCAUGAUGCACUGGUGGAUGCUCUCCAAAAUGGGAUUAUUAAAGCUGCAGCUUUGGAUGUGACAUACCCUGAACCUCUGCCAAGAGAUCAUCCAUUAUUAAAAUUAAAGAACAUUAUCAUAACUCCUCACAUUGGAACUGCUACAGUCCAAGCCACCCGUAUGAUGACAGAAGAAGCAGUAGCAAAUAUACAAGCUGUUCUUAAUGGUCUCCCCAUUCCUAGUGAAGUAAUCCCUCAGUGACAUGUCAGAAAACAUAAAUACACAAUGGCAUAUCUGUGAACGGACUUUAUUCUACUGAAUCAUAAAGUAACUUUGCAGUGCAAUGAUUAAUAGUGACAAGUGAAGAUGUUCCUAUAUUGCUGUCACAUUUAUGGGGCCACCUAGUGGCUAUUCUAUAUCAUUACACCCCAGUCAUGUGAUCAUUUGACUAAUAAUGAACUAAUAAAGUCAAUUGUUCAAAGGCUCUUA
Caretta caretta (loggerhead turtle) is the source of this 1939-nucleotide messenger RNA. Its product is annotated as putative 2-ketogluconate reductase. Gene Ontology annotation, molecular function: NAD binding; hydroxypyruvate reductase [NAD(P)H] activity; glyoxylate reductase (NADPH) activity. Gene Ontology annotation, cellular component: cytosol. The record is from RefSeq and is a predicted model, not a curated record. Lineage: Eukaryota; Metazoa; Chordata; Testudines; Cheloniidae.